This is a messenger RNA of Clonostachys rhizophaga, 786 nucleotides long. NCBI's taxonomy places the organism in Eukaryota, Fungi, Ascomycota, Sordariomycetes, Hypocreales, Bionectriaceae. The record is from the annotation of a GenBank genome assembly.
AUGGCCAGCAGGAUCACCCCUUUCCUCGUCAGAUCCGCCGUGAGGUCCGCCUCGCGCGCGGCUCGUGCCCCAAUCCAGAUCCAAACUCGCGCCAUAUCCGCCACGGCCCGCCGGACGAGCGACACUCUCUCCGUUCACCGCAACACACCCGACAACAACGCCGAUAUCCCCUUCAAGUUCAACGCUCAGAAUGAGGCCGUCAUCGCCGAGAUCCUCAAGAAAUACCCCCCUCAGUACAAGAAGGCCGCCGUCAUGCCUAUCCUCGACCUCGGGCAGCGCCAGCACGGCUUCUGCUCCAUCAGCGUCAUGAACGAGGUCGCCCGCCUCCUCGAGAUGCCCCCCAUGCGUGUCUACGAAGUUGCCUCAUUCUACACCAUGUACAACCGAACUCCGGUUGGCAAGUUCUUCGUUCAGGCCUGCACAACCACCCCCUGCCAGCUCGGAGGCUGCGGCUCAGACGCCGUGGUCAAGGCCAUCAGCGAGCACCUCGGCAUCAAGCAGGGCGAGACCACCAAGGACGGCCUCUUCACCUUCAUCGAGGUCGAGUGCCUCGGCGCCUGCGUCAACGCCCCCAUGAUCCAGAUCAACGACGACUACUACGAGGACCUCACCCCCGAGACCGUCAAGCAGCUCCUCACGGCCCUCCAGGAGACCGCCGCCAACCCCAACGCCAAGGUCCCCGCCGCGGGACCCCUCAGCGGCAGGCAGACGUGCGAGAACAGCGACGGGCAGACGAACCUGCUGGACCAGCCAUGGGGCGUCGAGAAGACGAGGGCGGACCUGUAA